AUGAGUCUAGCUGUUUGCUUCAACGACCUGCUGUUCAAAUACCUGGAAUCGACUGUGAUUAACCACAACGACAACUUCUACGUACAGAAAGCCGGCAUUUGCAUCGGAUCUCGCGUCGCUCCAGUGCUGAGCGAUCUCCUUUUGGCUCAGUUCGACCGAGGCCUCGAGGCCAGCGGGUUGCCCAAUGUCGUCAAAAUUUUCCGCUUCGUUGGCGAUUUUCUUGUGCUUUUCAAGAGGACCACCGAGAAAGCCACACAAGAAAUAGAAGAUUUCUUCUCGAGGUUCUGCAAGGCGUUCCCAGGACUGACUCUUACUAAGGAACUUCCUGAGGAUGGUCGCAUCCGCUUCCUCGACCUCGAGCUUCACUUUACCCCAGGACAUGCCUGUUGGAUUUACGCCUCCCGUUCUAGGAAACGCCUACUUCCCUACGCCUCCAACAACUCGAAGCUAGUUAAACGUGCCGUUGCUCUUGCCGCCAUGAAUAACGCACUCAUGGGGUCGUGUUCCCAUCAGAUUCCCCAAAGUCUUGCCUCUCAAAUCAAUCGACUAAAAGCAGCUGGAUUUCCUGAGUUUCUUCUAUGUGACCUUGCUGAAACCUUGUUGCGCAAGCUCAAGAAAACUAGUGAUGUGCCUCGGAAAAACACCGACAAGACAAAAACUGCUGUCAUUCCGGACGUACACCAAGUGUCCCAUAGGAUAAAGAAGGCAGCAGGACGCGCAGGUGUCAGGGUGGUGUUCGCCCCCAACAAACUUGGAGGCCUGUGCAAGCGUGUGAACCCAAACGUGAACGUGCUUCCGUCGAAACAUUCAAACCCGCCGCGCGAGGACCAGGGCAUGCGUCUUCGAUAUUUGGACAGCCCGCCGCCGCAUGCGUCGACGUCAACAGCAUGA
Rhipicephalus sanguineus (brown dog tick) is the source of this 891-nucleotide messenger RNA. RefSeq lists its product as uncharacterized. Bases 1 to 891 code for a protein of 296 amino acids. The record is from RefSeq and is a predicted model, not a curated record. The transcript has 3 exons. Lineage: Eukaryota; Metazoa; Arthropoda; Arachnida; Ixodida; Ixodidae.